Molecule: messenger RNA, 752 nt
Organism: Daucus carota subsp. sativus
Lineage: Eukaryota; Viridiplantae; Streptophyta; Magnoliopsida; Apiales; Apiaceae
Exons: 3
Coding region: 219-581 (120 amino acids)
Source: RefSeq, a predicted model, not a curated record
UCAAUUGAAAAAGAAAAAAUAAUUAUGCAGAUGGUUAUAUUGAGGGUAAAAUGGUAAUUUCGUAAAAAAUACUGCUACUAAUUUUUCUGGGGGCCUUGAGUGUUACAGGCACAGAUGAAGUAUAAUCAAUCCCCUCUUGUUCAAAGUUUAUAGAAACUGUCAAAUUUGGAAAGCCGUAUUGUUCAACUGCAAGGGACUGAGUUAGAUAGUGAGCUGUCAUGUUUGCGACAAUUGUUCGAUAUGUUGGCAAGAAACCGAAGCCGAAGAUGAAACCGAUAGAGCUUAAAACGCCACCAGAGCAGACACAGACAAUUACGAGGGUUAUUUUUGAUAUUGUCAAAGAGCAUGGUCCGCUCACCAUUGCGGAUACUUGGGAGCGUGUUAAGGAAGUUGGUGUACGAGGACUGACAAGUAAGAGGCACAUGAAAAUUGUAUUAAGGUGGAUGAGGGAGAGGCAGAAGCUCAGGCAGAUAUGUAAUCAUGCGGGCCCCCAGAAACAGUUUCUUUAUACAACCUGGUUCACAAAACCAAAUAUUAUGCAGAAAAACGCUGGCAAUGCUUCUCUACGACCAAAACCAUGAAUCUUCAUUAGUGUGUCAGUGAAUAUCUCCUGAUUUGUAAGCUUGUCACCCUGGACUAAAGAGCGGCUCUUUUUGUAAUUAUUCGUUCGCUGUUAGUCUGUUAGAUUGAAGGUCGCGCUAGGAACUCGGAAAGUUAUUAUGUGUUGUUAGCUUUAAUAAUGUUCUCUCAAA